Molecule: messenger RNA, 8409 nt
Organism: Lutzomyia longipalpis
Lineage: Eukaryota; Metazoa; Arthropoda; Insecta; Diptera; Psychodidae
Gene: Pkc53E
Product: protein kinase C, brain isozyme
Exons: 12
Coding region: 1291-3285 (664 amino acids)
Biological process (GO): protein phosphorylation
Molecular function (GO): diacylglycerol-dependent serine/threonine kinase activity; zinc ion binding; ATP binding
Source: RefSeq, a predicted model, not a curated record
UCAUCUGUACCAUGGCUUUCCCUGAGCUGUCAUAGGGACUUCUGGGGGAAUUUCGGUGAUUUCCACCAGGUUUCUUGGGAGGAAGAUUGUGAGGCGAUCCCUUUAAUUUUUUUUUGGAGUGAAGACGAGGUUUGUUUUGUCUUGGGAUGUUGGAGCGCCAUCCAUCUGAAUCUGUUUUACGCGCGCGAAUCAUUUGGCGCUCCAUCGUCGUCACAUUGUACCGUCAUCGGUGGGGAAUUCGGCCUUUACCGACAUCAUACCGUCUUGCUUUCGCGCACUCGUACCGUACCCCACUGCUCCAGUGUGUUGUCCAAGACACUCCACUUCACUUCGAUUAGAAAAGUCACGGCAAACGGACGUUCUCUGGAUCACACGGAAUCUCAGAGUCGCGCAUUAACACCCAGAAAUUGUGCAAAUUUUUCGUAUCUCUUCUCCAAACCCAAACGUCCCAUCUUCUGUGGGCCCUUUAAAAAAUAUAUAAUCAUCCUAAAUUGAGUUUUGUGUGCCGAAAAAGCUUUGUUUGUGUCACAAAAGCACUGAGAAAAGAGACUUUUUGGUUGCUGGCUUUUUUUGCUAUUCUGUGAAUCAUCUGUGGUGGGUCGCGUAUAUAGGCGAGAAUGCAAGAAAACAAAAACAACACAUAAAAUUCGUAUUGCCUCCCCGCCCUGCUCGUGCUUCCCGCCGAGACGGGAAAACCCUUAUAUACAUAUAUCACAACGAGAGGCCUAUAGUGGUCAAGUCUCGAGCGCUACAGCACUGCACACAGUCGCAGUAAAAAGUGAAAAACCCGAGCUAUUAGCAAUCACCAUAAAACAUAAGAAAAAAAAUUUUCUCAAUUUACCUUUUGAAGUUGUUGAAGCAAGCAAAAAAUCCACAACUUAAUUCACAAACACCCAUUUGGUCUUUUUCUCUCAUAGCACACAAGCAAGAAAGCAAAUAUUUAUCGGACUGUGUGAAUUGAAUUUACGUAGAAUAACAAUCUUCUACAUUUUUUUUUUUAUUCUUUAUUCUUGCUCCACCGAUCGGUGAUUCUCUAUUUCACAUUUCCCUCCACACAGCACACAUAGACGCGUGUGUGGUUUAAUAGACAAGAAGAAGACAUAAUAAACGAAGAAGUGUUGCAAAAAGAAAAAGCCAAAAAAAGCGCAAAGGAGCGAAUUCAGCUGACAAAUCGUGCAGAACAAUCCUCUCUAAAUUUGGUGAAUUAGAGUUUUUUUCUUGGGGGUGGUGGUUUGUGCUAUCUUCAAUUUUUUUCUGUGUGUGUAACCAAGCAAGGAAGGAGGCGUCAAGAUGGCUGAGGAGGAAAUCGAAGGAGAGCAUCAUGAAAAUAAAUUUGCCCUUCGCAAUCGUGGACGCAAAGGUGCGCUGAAGAAGAAGAAUAUCUACAAUGUGAAGGAUCAUCGCUUCAUACCGCGCUUCUUCAAGCAACCAACCUUCUGUUCUCACUGCAAGGAUUUCAUUUGGGGCUUUGGCAAGCAGGGAUUUCAGUGCCAAGUUUGUUCAUUUGUCGUCCACAAGAGAUGUCACGAGUACGUCACAUUCAAAUGCCCCGGAGCUGACAAAGGAGCUGAUUCGGAUGCUGUUCGAAAACCACAUAAAUGGCAGGGACAUACAUUUAUCACACCAACUUUUUGCGAUCAGUGUGGAUCGAUGCUGCACGGACUAGCCCAUCAGGGUAUAAAAUGCCAAGCAUGUGACAUGAAUGUUCACAAACGAUGCGAGGAGAGUGUUCCAAAUCUAUGUGGGUGCGAUCACACUGAACGUCGAGGGCGUAUUCAGCUAGCAAUUUCAUGUACAGCUAAUAAGCUCACUGCUAUAGUGAAACAGGGCAGGAAUUUAAUUCCAAUGGACCCCAAUGGCCUGAGUGAUCCGUACGUGAAACUAAAGCUCAUCCCCGAUACGGAUAAUGUGAAGAAGAAAACCAAAACCAUCCGAUCAACGUUGAAUCCUGAAUGGAAUGAAACACUCGCCUUUGAUUUAAAGGCGGAAGACAAGGAUCGACGUCUAUUAAUUGAAGUGUGGGAUUGGGACAGAACUUCCAGGAAUGACUUUAUGGGUUCACUGUCUUUUGGAAUAUCGGAAAUAAUCAAGAAUCCAGCUGAUGGAUGGUACAAGUUGCUCACUCAGGAGGAAGGUGAAUUCUACAAUGUUCCCGUACCUGAUGAGGCAGCUGACUUGGCACAGAUCAAGAGUCAAAUGAGGAAAACAUCCAUUACAAAGAAAAUUCCAGUGGCAACAGACCGUGAUAUUCCACACAAUAUGAGCAAGAAGGACAUGAUUCGUGCAACAGAUUUCAACUUCCUGAUGGUCCUAGGCAAGGGCUCCUUUGGCAAAGUGAUGCUGGCCGAACGCAAGGGAACGGAUGAGUUGUAUGCCAUUAAAAUACUCAAGAAGGACAUUAUUAUUCAGGACGACGACGUUGAGUGCACGAUGGUGGAGAAGAGAGUAUUGGCUCUGUCCAGCAAACCCCCCUUCCUCGUACAGCUACAUUCCUGCUUCCAAACUAUGGACCGUCUCUACUUUGUGAUGGAAUUCGUAAAUGGUGGUGAUCUCAUGUUCCAAAUUCAGCAAUGCGGAAAAUUCAAGGAACCCGUAGCAGUAUUCUAUGCAUCUGAGAUAGCAAUUGGUCUUUUCUUCCUCCACUCUCGUGGCAUAAUCUAUCGUGAUCUAAAGCUGGAUAAUGUUCUCCUGGAUGCCGAUGGACAUAUCAAGAUUGCUGACUUUGGCAUGUGCAAAGAGAACAUUUCCUACGAUAAAACAACCAAGACAUUCUGCGGCACUCCUGACUACAUUGCACCAGAGAUUAUCCUCUAUCAGCCCUAUGGGAAGUCAGUGGAUUGGUGGGCGUACGGGGUGUUGCUGUAUGAGAUGCUCGUGGGGCAGCCACCGUUUGACGGGGAGGACGAAGAGGAGCUCUUUGCGGCCAUUACGGAUCACAAUGUGUCAUACCCGAAGAGCCUUAGCAAGGAGGCGAAGGAUGUGUGCAAGGGCUUCUUAACAAAGAACCCCCAGAAGCGACUCGGGUGCGGGGCCCGUGGUGAAGAGGACGUCCGUGGUCAUUCAUUCUUUAGGCGCAUUGAUUGGGACAAGAUUGAGAAUCGAGAAGUUCAGCCACCGUUCAAACCUAAAAUUAAACACCGCAAGGAUGUGUCCAAUUUCGAUCGGCAAUUCACAUCGGAGAAGACAGAUCUCACCCCAACUGAUAAGCUAUUCAUGAUGAAUUUGGAUCAAACCGAAUUUAUGGGAUUCUCCUAUUUAAAUCCGGAAUUUGUGCAGCACAUCUAAAGGAAAUUUCGCGGAUGUUGUGCAGAUGCCAAAAAAGUGCGUACGAAGGGAACUUUCUUCGACAUUUCUUACCGUCUUGAUGCCAUUUUUUACAGCUAAUCUCACGACAUUUUAAUCAAUUCUUGUGAUUUAUCGGAACCAAUCAAUGUUUAAUGAGCGCCACCCCCAUCUGCCCGUUUGAGAUACAAAAGGCACGUUUGGCAGAGAAACGUUAGUGCUUUCAAAUUUAGCGUGAUUAAGGGAGAAAAGUCUUUAUAAUUUCCUUCUAUUAACUCCCUUUAAUGAAAAACUAAAAAAAAAUCCUUCGCAUCGAGACCACUUUUGUGAUGCGAGAAAAAAGAUUAUUUUGAAUGUUGCUCACAUUCCCCACAUUUUGCAUUAUCUCCUCCAUCUAUGUUGGGCACAUCGCUAUAGAGAUCCUUUCAGGAUACUUUUUUGCUUCCAUUUUGCACUGUGGGGAAGUUGUGUGAAAGGCAGCAUUCACUAUUAAAAUGGAUAUUAGAUCCUCUCAAUAGUUGGAUGCAAAAUUGCUAAAAUGUGCAUCCAGACUUCUCACAUUCACUUCGAAUGGAUAAAUAUUUACAUGAAGUAGAAAGAACAAAAAAGGAGCUUUUACAAGGGGAAAGCAUUGAUGUGACGUGGUGUACAAUGAAAAAUUUUAUUUCUUAAAUUCAAAAGAUUUUUUAAAGCCUUUAAUGUCCACAUAAAACCAUAAAACAUUCGAUCUUUUCAUCGCUAUUAUUUAUUCUAUUGAUGGUCCAAGAGGACAUUUUUCAGAAAAAAACGCCUUUUUGGCCUUUACUAUGUGAAUUUAAUGAAUUUACAAUUUAGAAAAAACAAUUAAAUUCAUUAAAAUUCUGAAAAAUAUAAUUUCACGUUUGAAUCAACGCAUGAAAAAAUGUGAUCCAAAGAACGUGAAAGGGUUAAAGCGAAUUUAUUCUGUGAAAAAUUCUGCAUUAAUAUGUGUAGGGAAAUAACAUUUACCUACCUACUUUUACUUCAUGGAAAGAAAAUUAGGAUAAACCGAAAAAACCUUUUGUUUUUGAAAGAAAAUUAAGACCAAAGUUUAAGGUUAGGAAUAAUGGAUCCUCCAAGCGGUUCAUCAGUUAAUUGAUUAAGUGGAUUAAGUAUUAGCCAUUUGAUCAGCCUAAUCGAUUAAUCGAAUAGAAGUUCUAAGUAAUAGGCUGAAAUAAAGUUAUGGAAAUUUGAAAAAAUCCAAAAUGGCGUCGAAAAGUCAUAAUUUUUCCAACCUAACGCUUAUUAAGCUAAGAACAUAACCUCACAUUUGAUUUUAAUUUCUAUUUGUUAGAUAGAAGUCAUUCUCUUUCAGUUAAAGCUUUCAUUUGACAAAUAAAAAAAAAUAUCCUGUCGUACGUUUCCUUUGGCUUCACCCGGAUCUACGGAUUGUGGUUUCUUGACUUUGAGGCUAUAAAAAAUUAUGUUUUCACAAAAUUUACAUGAAAAGAAGAGUUUAGGAACUCUUUACGGGAAAUUUUGAAAUCAUUAAAUUCAGAAUUGUCUUUUGAUGUUAGAUUUUGUGAAAAUUUCGAAAAAUUUCUGGAAAAUUUUGGGGUAAUAAUUUAAAUAAAUAAAUGUAUUUUUAUCGAAAUCUUGAUAUUAAAAUAUUAUCGAUAUUAGAAAUAAAAAAAAAAGAUUAUAUCUUAUUCUAUUUCGUUAUUCAAAUAUUCUCUUAACUAUUAAAAUUCUGUUAUCUAAAAAAACUUUCUUAAAAAAAAAUGUGCGCAAAGGAGUUAAACCUUGCAAUGUACACCACCUUGCGCAAUGCAUUCCCCUUGAAAGAAAAGAGCUAAAAUAAUAAAUAAGAAGAAUCAUAAAGUCUGUCACAAGAAUUUCAGUCAAGUAGUGGAGGUUAUAUACUUUUCUAAUCUGUACUAACUGCCAUUUAGAACGUAAAUGUAUUUUUAACUAUUUUUACCUGUCAAAAAUGAUGCUAUAAUUACAUUUUUCUAGAUUUAUCUUCUCAGAAAACUUUCUCUUAAAAUUCUUUUUUAUAAAAUAUUUUUUUUUAGAUUGAAAUAUCUUCAAUUAGAGAGAAUAAUAUUUCCCCUAAUACGAGAAUAAAAGUCCUUUUUAAUUUUUUUUUUAAUUUUGAGGAUUAUAUUUAAAUCAAAAUAUCCCACCGUAAAGCCUGGCACAUAAAACACUUUACAGAGAAUUUAUUGCAGUUUAGCCAAGUGAAAGGUUAACGCAGAGAAAAAAAUCUUUUUAAAUUUGUGUUUCAAAGCUCGACUAAAUCAACGACCAGGAUUUUUAGGAUUUCAACGUGUAAACUAUCUUCUGAAUUAUAUAUUUGAGGAUAGAAAUGGGUGAAUUAUAUAGACAAUUUAAUAAACAAGAAAAUGAAAUAAAAUAACAAAAAAACAACUCCUUUCCUAACUUCCAUUUGUGUAAUAAAAAUAUCAAAUAUACAAGAAAAUAGAUUAAAAAAAAAAACAUAAAAAAACUUAUUUAGAAAAAGGAAAAUAAACAUAACUUCAAGCCUCUGAACAAUGGAGAGCCCCGUUGCUCUUGAAAGGUUUGAAAGUUACUCCCACACAUUGUGUUGAAGAUAUCCUCUUUGGAAGAUUAAAAAAAAUCCUACAAUAUAUAAAAAAAUGAGUUUUUAAAUAAAUUCUCCGUCUUAUAAAUAUUAAAUGAAGCAAAAAAAAGUUUGGAAAACUUCUGCUAAUAAAAAAAGAAAUAUUAAAAUAAACAAUUUCUUUUGAAAAUCUCACUUUAUGUUUUCUAAAAAAUAAAAAAAAAGUCUUUUAUAAAAGAAAAUACUUUUCAAAAAUUAGCGACGGAGAAUUUAUUUGAAAUAAAUUUAAAAAAUCACAAAGAAGUGGUGGAAAUUUUAUUAAUAUAAACAUAAGUAGGAGAAAAGUUUAUUAAAAUAUGUGUCAAAUAAAUAGAAUUUAAUGAUAUUUUCACAUUCUUUAAAACAUAAUAAAAAAAAGAUGAACAUUUUAAAAUUUUAUUGAUGUAUAAUUCAUUCAAGAGCAAAUAUAAUAAAAUAGAAUUAUUAAUAAAAAAACAUCUUUUCUAAAAAAUAAAAUAAAUUAAAACUCUUAUUCAUAUUGAAGAUUUUUUCAAUUUUUCUUUUAAACUUUUUCUAUCUUAUUAUUAAUUUGGGAACCCUCUUGGAGCAUUGAUUACUUAUAAGGGUAAUGGGAGUUAAAGGGAAAUUGAAAGCAGAAAUUAAAUUUUUGUUUAAUUUUUAAUGUAACUUAAUUUGAAUUCCCGUAUUUUAUGCUGGAGUGUUGGAAAAAAAACAAUCAAGCUUGGAUUCGAACCCAGGAGAUUAAUCUUAUAACACCACAGCUCUAUAAAUCAUACUAAAAGCCGAUAAGAAAAAAAUAUUAGAAAUAAUUUAAAGAAAAUUUGGAAAUAGCUUUGUUUUUUAUGCGUGAAAAUCUCUUUUUCUUACGUUAAAAUAAGUUGAUUUGCUUUUCAAUUUUUUUAAUGAAAAAUAAAAUAUAAUUCAAAAUAUUGGAAAGAAUUAAACGUAAGACUAACCGGACUAACCUAAAAUCGGUUACAGAAUCUAAUACAGAUACUACACUCUUCCAUUGUCCCCUUAAAUCUUUGCUCCAUCAUUUUUAUUAUUAAUUAAAACUUUAAAAAAAAACUAAAAUAUUUUUUUUUUUGAUUAAAAAAAAUCUCCACGUCUUUAAAAAAAAAAGUAAAAAACAAACAUUCAAAAAUUGUAAAUAUAAAUUUUCAGCCACUUUCAGAGAAAAUCGUGGCCAAUUUAGCGUACUACAUACAAAUAAAAUAAUAAAAUAUUUAAAGAAAAAAAAACAUUUCUCGAGUGCUUUUUAAUAUUGAUGAAAACAUAAUUUCCAUUUAACAAAAAGAAAAAUUAAGACAACAAAAAUUUUAUUGAAUUAUUAAAAAGAGAAAUUUCAAAAAUAAAAUGAAACAACUUUUAAAAAUAAAUUAUAUUUAAGCACUUUUUGACAAUCUAAUUGUAGGUAAAAAGUAUAUUGAAAAAUAAAUUUAAAAAAAUGUUUAUUCAUUGAAAAUAAAAUAUAUUUGCUUAGUAAGUUAUAAAUAAUUUUCUUGAUGUAAACUGACAUUAAAAAAAAAGAUAUAAGACAUGGUCUUUGUUCAUCAUUCCAUUGAAAUAAAAAUGAUAAAUUAUAAAAAAAAAUUAAAGAUAUAUAAAUAAUUUUAUUCAUUGAUACAAAUUAAAUUAAAUUAAAUACUCUCCUGACAACAUUUUAAAGAAAAAUCUUCCAUUAGAUUUACUUGGAGAACCGAAAAUUAAUUUAAAGAAAAAUAAAUAUUUUGUUGUAAAAAAAUUAUUUCGAAUAAUUAAUUUAAAAAAUAAAUACUUGAAUAACAUAUAAAACUUUUAUUUUAAAGCACUUUUUAGCGUAUACUCAAAGGAUAUUCGUAAUGCAAAAAGAAAUAUAUAAAUUUUAUUGAAAAACAUUAAUAAAAAAAACUUUCCUUUAGUUAAUACGAUGCGCGUAACUUCAUCAUGCUCUAUGAAACGUAAUUUCCGUUCUAUUUUAUACCUUUUCUUAGACAUCACCAACUGUAUGGACUAAGAAAAAAAUAAGUUGUUUCUUAUGACUAACUAUAGAAAAAGACGGAUUGAGAUUUACAAUGAUAGUAUCAAAAUAUUAUUAAAUUAAAAAAUAUAAAUAAAAGAAAAAUGUGUAUUAGAAAAAUACUUUAAAAAAAAAUGCGAUUGAAAAGAAAUUUAGCAAUUUAUCUAUAAAAGGGGAUUCUUUUGUAUCCACUUUAUUGACUAACACUCUCUUACUAUAUAUAUAAAUUAUAUAUUAAAUUUAGUUAAAAAAUAAUAAAAAAAGAGAUGUAAAAGAAUAUAAUUAAUUGUUGCAAUAAAACAUACAAAAAAUGUUAUAAUUUGUUUACAAAAAAAAACUCCAAAUUACAAAAUGAAAAAUUUAUUGUUGAAAGUUUCAUGAAAAAAUGUGAAAAUUUUAUUUCCAAAAUAGACGCCAAAGUCUCUUUACAGUAAAUUAUAAAAAAAAAUAUUUAAAAGAAAAAUUAGAAAACAAUUCUCAAUGAAAAAAAUAUAUCAAACAUAUUAUAUUUACAUAUUAUCAUAAUUCAAUUAAAUAAACCACUAUAUACUCUUUCAACUUAAAA